AUGUGAACAUGUGUUGCUAUUACGCUGUUGGGGUCCCUGUAGGUGUUAUUCUUGGAUUUGUAGCUCAUCUGCAAGUAAAGGGAAUUUGGAUUGGAAUGAUACUUGGAGAAAUAAUGCAAGUAAUAACACUUGGCUAUAUCACCUCAAGAACUAACUGGGAGGAACAGGUUGAAAAGGCAUCAGAACGUCUGAAUCGAUUCUUGAAACCUUCAGAAGAGUUUAGUAAAAGUUCUGCUCAUGAAUAAAAUUAUUUAUUGCUUACGAAAAUGUAUAAUACAUCUUACCAAUGGAAUUUCCUCUUUUGCAGAAA
This is a messenger RNA of Hevea brasiliensis (rubber tree), 310 nucleotides long. Its product is annotated as protein DETOXIFICATION 21-like. Bases 9 to 245 code for a protein of 78 amino acids. The transcript is spliced from 3 exons. The record is from RefSeq and is a predicted model, not a curated record. Lineage: Eukaryota; Viridiplantae; Streptophyta; Magnoliopsida; Malpighiales; Euphorbiaceae.